This is a messenger RNA of Trichomycterus rosablanca, 7128 nucleotides long. RefSeq names its product VPS18 core subunit of CORVET and HOPS complexes (gene vps18). The transcript has 6 exons. NCBI's taxonomy places the organism in Eukaryota, Metazoa, Chordata, Actinopteri, Siluriformes, Trichomycteridae. The record is from RefSeq and is a predicted model, not a curated record. Gene Ontology annotation, cellular component: endosome; HOPS complex. Gene Ontology annotation, molecular function: protein-macromolecule adaptor activity. Gene Ontology annotation, biological process: organelle fusion; endosome to lysosome transport; endosome organization. Bases 3265 to 6195 code for a protein of 976 amino acids.
AGAUAAAUUCAAUUAAUGUAAAAAAUGAUGAUUAUUAUACACAUAUAGAUUCUACAUACGUUAUAAAUAUUAUUAAUAUUAAUAUUUAUUAAUUAAUAUUUGUGGCUCACAACACAUGGUAGUCACUCAACACUUCCUAAUACUGCUAUAAAUAAAUGCGCUGGUGCUGCACAUAAGACCAACUUUUGUUUACAGUUGUAAGCCUGUUGAAACCAAACUGACGAGAAGGUUAAACAACUCUCUUAGAAAGUUAAGUUUAAAGAUUUAGAUCGUACUUUUAAAGCCUCUGUUUAUUAGUUCAUAAUUCUAGAGUUUUUAAUACAUUUCAUUAUUGAAUAGUUUAUACGAUGCAGUUUAGCCCCGACACAUUCUCUCUAAAGUACUUUAAGCUGAUGACUCAAAUCAUCAUUAUUUACCUUCUAAAGUCUUUAUCAUGUGUCGUGUGUAAUCAUUAAAACAAUGCAGAAUAUCAAAAUAAAGGUGUGUUAAUUAGAUGUGAUAUGGAAAUGUGAUAUCCAAAUUCCUUCUGAAAGUCACGGCUUCACUGGAAACCACUGGGUGCAAAGCAAGGAUUACUCCAUUCAAACAUAGCCAAUCAUGUCUGUGUAGAUGCAUGGUCGGCCAGUAGCACAGCUGAGAUUCUAGGCUAGAUGUAAUAGACCACUGCGUCACUAGUGUGCCCAGUCUGGAUUAUUUUAGUUAAUCUCAGUUCUUGCAUUGAUGCAUUCUAUAAUUCAUUUGCUUUCCAUUCAGACUAAACUGCAAAAGUAUUAUAGAUAGUUAUUAGCCACUAUGUCAAUGCAGAUUUCUAAAAUUUUUAAAGUCUUAUCCAAUACAUUGGCAACUGCAGAUGAUUUAACCUUUAACAUGUUUGUUUGUUUGUUUAUUAGGAUUUUAACGUCAUGUUUUACACUUUGGUUACAUUCAUGACAGGAACGGUAGUUAUUAAACAAGAUUCAUCAGUAAACAAGGUUAUAUCCAACACAGUCUUGGACAAUUUAGUGUCUCCAAUCCACCUCACUUGCACGUCUUUGGACUGUGGGAGGAAACCCACGCGGACACGGGGAGAACAUGCAAACUCCACACAGAAAGGACAACUCCAACCUAAAUACACAAGUUACAGUAAAUGUCUUUAGUUAAAAAGGCACAUAGAUUGUAGGACUAAUUACCUGUCCAGCUGUGUCCAUUAGUUGGAUCCGUACUGGUGUUCCAUCUACUUGGACUUGUCCUGCAUGGAAAACAUGAGAACUCCAUUAAAAUCAUGUACAAUACAAAACUAUAAAACAUAAGUCACAAAAUCCUAUUAUAUGAAUUUAUGAUUCCUUCCUUCCUACUACAACAAACUUCAGUUAAACUAAGCUGAAAUAUACUGUUUGUUUUAUCUUAAGCAUUACAUUAGCAGAUCUGAGUUUAUAUAUAAGUAUUUGUAUUAUUUUUCACCUUGUUUAACUUGAACUUACAUACAAACAGUGACCACCACACAUUAUCUACAUGUACAAUAUCCAAACACUGUAUUCAAUGUUCGAUUUACACCCAUUUAUACAGCCGUAAAUAAUAAAUAGAAGAAAGUAAAUACACAUAUACAAACCCCCAACUUAAAUCUUUAUAAUACAGAGUGUAUACCAUAUUAAAAAAAAGUCACAGAACAACCUGACAAAGCUUUAAUAGUUGUAAAAUUAAGAUUAAGAAGUUACCCUUCAUAGUUAACUGAUUUAUGGUGAUUUACAGGCAAUUGGGUGGAAUAGACUAGGCUCCACCAAAGGUGUAGUGUGUUCAGAAAUGGUUUUAAAAUGGUGUUCUUGUGAAUCGCCCUAUAAAAACGAAAGUAAUAAUGCAAAUGAAAUAUGUAGGGUCAGCUGAGGUGGACAACAUUCAUCAUAAAGAUAAAAACUGAAAUGUUUUGGACUUUUUGCCAGUAUAUUCACUGGUACCAAAGAGAUCUGAUCUGCAAACAUGUUACAAACUUAAAUCCUGCUUAAUUUUAAGGAACUGGAGAGAUGUCCACAUAUUUAAGGCUUAUAAGGCUUACUUACCGCAGAAGACAUCGAAGGCAGUUUGCUUGUAAUCAGUGGGAUAUCCAUUAUUGGUGUAGCUGACGAUCAUACUGGUUUUGCCCACAGCUCCAUCUCCCACCAGCAUACAGCUGACGAGCGGCUCUAAUGAAUCCUGCUGCUCCAAACACACUGAGGGGACCCGCGGUUCCUGCUGGUACAUAUAAUCCAUUUGGGGUGGCAUGUCCAACACCUGAGCAACACCUGAGCUCUGUAAAACUCCUGAAGAGCACCAAAACUCAAAGUACGAUACAACAAGAGGCUUUAAAGUCGGUGUAACUCCAGCUCAUCCCUCCAUGCAGGACUCAUGGACUCUCACACUGACACACUGAUCUGAUCUGAACUGACUUCACUGCACUGAGCUGCACAGCUGAGGUUCAAAAGGGACCUGAUUUACAUAACCACGCCCACACAGUGAGCUACGUCACUGAGACCUACCUGCCUUCCUACCUGUGGGUAUACAAUAACAAACAGGGGGAAAAAACAAACAGACAUGGGGCGACAAAAAGAACCUUAAUACUGCUUAAGAACUCUUCUCUUUAAAAAUUAAUAAAUUGUAUUAUUUAUAAAUUCCUGCUAUUUUUCUAUAAUAUAUUUUAUUUUUAUUACUUUAUUACCUCGAGCAAGUUUUAGUUAAUUAUAAUCUAAAUUAGCAGAUGCUUGUAUCCAAAGCGACAUACAGUUGUGUGACAGUAUACAGUCUGAGCAAUUGAGGGUUAAGGGCCUUGCUCAAGGGGCCAACAGCAGCUACCUGGCAGUGGUGGAGCUUGAACCAGCGACCUUCUGAUUACUAGUCCAGUACCUUAACCACUAGGCUACGACUUGCCCUAUUUACUAUUAUUAAAUUAUUUUAUGCCGUGUACUAAUACAUCAAACGCAAUAAAUGGUUCAUAAAAAAUUACUCAUAUUUACAAUAUAUAUAACAAACAUGGGGAAGAGAGCUGCAGGCUUCCUUAGUGCAUUUACACAAGGACUUUAAAGAUACAAAUAAAAAUACAAUUUUAUGUUUGUUUUAUGCUUGUUUGUUUUCUCUUGCGGCUAUAUAAUUGCAGUCUGUCUGUCUGUCUGUCUGUCUAUCUAUUUCUAUCUUUCUCCAUGGUGUCUUCUUCAUUCUUAGAACGUGUGUAUCUGCCCUGCGAUGGACUGAUGGUGUUACUGUGUGCCUUGUGCCCACUGGUUAAAACAGUGAGUGAGAAUUCUCUACAGCGACACAAUGGCGACUAUACUUGACGAUUAUGAAGAUUCUCAGACUAUCAGACACCUGCAGAGCCGCCUGCCUGCUGCUAACAUGAUCGGCAUCACUCACUCGGGCUUCGUGAAUGUGAGGCUGGAGGAAGAGAAGCCCAUCUUCAACAAGCAACGCAUCGAUUUCUCUCCACCGGAGAAGAUAAAUCACUUCGCUGUUUGCAACAACCAGUUAUGCAUGAGUCUGGGGAAGGACACUCUGUUAAGGAUUGAUCUCGGGAAGCCAGAUCAGCCGAACCAGAUUGAGUUGGGACGGAAGGACGACAGUAAAGUACAUAAAUUGUUUCUGGAUCCGACAGGGUCUCACUUGGUGAUCAGUCUGACCACAAACGAGUGCGUCUACUUGAAUCGAAACACCCAGAAGGUUCGAAAUCUCUCUCGCUGGAGGGGCCACCUGAUCGAAAGCGUGGCCUGGAACAAGCAAUUCGGCACCGAGACGAACACCGGCCCGAUUCUGGUGGGUACCAGCCAGGGCGUCAUCUUCGAGGCGGAGAUCUCGGCGUCGGAGGGGAGUCUGUUCAACACCAAUCCGGACCAGUACUUCAGGCAGGUUCACUCUCUGGACGAGGACGGCAAGCCCGCGCCCGUGUGCUGCCUGGAGGUGGAGCGCGGGAUCGAAUCCAAGUACUUCGUCGUCGCCACGACUCGGAAGCGGCUCUUCCAGUUCGUGAGCAAGCUCCCCGAGGGUUCGGAGCAGCAGGGCUUCAGCGCCGUGUUCGCUCAGAAUCAGGACCUGUUACCCAGCUUUCAGGAGUUCCCGGUGAACAUGGGCUACAGCGAGAUCGCGUUCUACACGUCCAAGCUGCGCUCCAGCCCCAAAGCGUUCGCGUGGAUGAUGGGCAACGGGGUUCUGUACGGCCAGCUGGAUUGCGUCCGCCCCGACUCUCUUCUGAGCGACCUCCAGGUGUGGGAAUACACGCCGGACGUCGACUUCGCCGAUAACAAGCCCGUUUCCAUCGUGCUCACGCAGUUCCACUUCCUGCUCCUGAUGCCCGAUCGCGUCAAGGCCGUCUGCACGCUGAACGGACAGGUCGUCCACGAGGACGUCUUCCCCGAUAAGUUCGGCGCCCUCAAAAAGAUGAUCAAAGACCCCGUCGGCGGGCUGGUCUGGAUCUACACCGAGAGAGCCGUCUUUCGCUACCACAUCCAGAGGGAAUCCAGAGACGUCUGGCAGAUGUACAUGAACAUGAAGAAGUUCGAGCUGGCCAAGGAAUACUGCAAGGACCGACCCGAGUGCAGGGACACGGUUCUGGCCAAGGAGGCCGAGCACUGGUUCCAGAACAAACGCUACCUGGAGAGCGCAAAGUGCUACGCUCUGACGCAGAACUACUUCGAAGAGAUCGCGCUGAAGUUCAUCGAGGCCAAGCAAGAAGAAGCGCUGAAGGAAUUCCUCACCAAGAAGCUGGAGAACCUGAAAGAAAGCGAGAGGACGCAAAUCACGCUCCUGGUCACCUGGUUAACCGAACUCUACCUGAACCGGCUCGGGCGGCUCGAAGCGGACGACGGGAAGAGGCCGGCGUUUCAGCAAACCCGGGUCGAUUUCCGCUCCUUCCUGUGCAAAGCCAAGUUCAAGGAGUGCUUCUACAACAACCGCAGCACCAUCUACGACCUCCUGGCCAGCCACGGAAACGUAGACGACAUGGUCUACUUCGCCGUCAUAAUGCAGGACUACGAGCGGGUCAUCUCUCACCACUGCCAGCACGACGACUACGCCGCCGCCCUCGAGCUCCUCUCCAAGCACUGCGACGACAAGCUCUUCUACAAGUUCUCGCCCGUCCUCAUGCAGCACAUCCCCAAGAAAGUGGUCGACGCCUGGAUCCAGAUGGGGAAGCGCCUGGACCCCAAGCAGCUCAUCCCGGCGCUGGUGAACUACGGUCAGAUCGGGAACACCGAGCAGAUCAACCAGACCGUGCGCUACAUGGAGUUCUGCGUGUACGAGCUGGCGGUCACGGAAGAGGCCAUCCACAACUACCUGCUGUCACUCUACGCCAAAUAUAAGCCGGACUCUCUGCUGUGGUAUCUCGAGCAGGCGGGUACGCACGCCUCGGAAAUCCAUUACGACCUGAAGUACGCGCUGCGGCUCUGUGCCGAACACGGCUAUCUCCAAGCGUGCGUCUUGGUUUAUAAGAUCAUGGAGCUGUACGAGGAAGCUGUGGAUUUAGCCUUACAGGUCGACGUCGAUCUGGCCAAGUCGUGCGCCGAUCUCCCGGAGGACGACGAGGAGCUGAGGAAGAAGCUCUGGCUGAAGAUCGCCCGCCACGUGGUCCAGGAGGAGAAGGACGUGAAGAAGGCCAUGAACUGCCUGUCCAGCUGUAACCUGCUGAAGAUCGAGGACAUCCUGCCCUUCUUCCCCGACUUCGUCACCAUCGACCACUUCAAGGAGGCCAUCUGCAUCUCGCUGGAGGAGUACAACCAGCACAUCGAGGAGCUGAAGCAGGAGAUGGAGGAGGCCACGGAGAGCGCCAAGCGCAUCCGGGAGGACAUCCAGGAGAUGAGGAACAAAUACGGCGUGGUGGAGUCGCAGGAGAAGUGCGCCACCUGCGACUUCCCCUUACUCAACCGGCCCUUUUACCUCUUCCUGUGCGGACACAUGUUCCACUACGACUGCCUGUUCCAGGAGGUCACGCCUCACCUCUCAGCCUACAAGCAAAGCAAGCUGGACGAGCUUCAGAAGAAGCUCGCCGCCACCACACAGACCGCCAAAACCCGGCACAGACCCAAAGAGGAGGACACGGUCAGCCUGGGGAAGGGCCAGGGAAGCCGAGAGCAGCUCAAAUCCGAUAUCGACGAUAUCGUCGCUUCCGAAUGCGCUUACUGUGGCGAGCUGAUGAUCAAAUGCAUCAAUAAGCCUUUCAUCGAUCCACAGAAGUUCGAGCAGGAAAUGUCCACCUGGCUCUGAAACAAACAAUUUGCUUUGGUUUAUGACCUGAAGGCUGAUUAAAAUGUUCAUUAUUUAUCAAAAACUACGCCCGAAUACUUCGGCAAGUACGACACCAUAAGUAAGGCUGUGAAACGAUCGAUAAUGACACGCGAUCCUGUAAUAUAUCUUCAGAUCCGCCUGUGUGUCGCCCUUUGUUGAGUUUUCAAGCUCAAACCCUUUAUAAUCGUCCAAACUAAACCAGAACGAGGGUGUUUAGUGCUCCAGCUGUUGGUCCGGACGCGAAGAAACCACACAAGUGUCUAAAUAAUAAUAAUGACAGCAUUUUAUCUCAGCUAUUAACUGAAUAGAAGAACAGAACACGUCCUAUACGAGGGAUCUUCAAAAAGUAGAGUAGUAAUCGCGGUAUCAGUGGCUACACGCUCAAUCAAAAACGUUUUUUGCUGACGGCAUUAAAAAGUUGGUACGAUGCUGGAAAAAUGCAUCGGAAGGCGACUGUGUAAAAAAGUGAUGAAGUUUGUUUUUGAAAUUCUUAAUAAAUAGAGUUUAAAAAGUGCGGAAAGUUUUUGAAGAACCCUCAUAUAAUGUGUACUGUGUACAGUACCAUCAAAUUCCAUCAAAAGUGUAUCCAAGCUUGUUCAGAAGCUGUGGUCAGAGCACAGGGUCAGCCUCUGUACGGCCUCCCUGGAGCCGAGAGGGUAAAGGACCUUGCUUAAGGAGGAUAGCCAGCUGCCAGUGUCCCCAUACAGCACAGACAUACUGUAUGACCUGCAUGACUCUGUUUCUUUGACUAUGCGCUGUACGAUUGUAUAAUAUAACACGUACAAUUUAUGAACGAUAGCUUAAAUCUGUCAAAGCUAUUACUGGACGCGAUUACGUGGAUGUUCGUAUGUGACUCUGAAUGAUUGCUGACAGAUGUAUAAAAUCAAUAAUCAAAUAAAUAACAUGCUCUCA